GCAAUAAUAACAAAAGUUAAAAAAUAUCAUUAAAACACCAAAAUUUGAAAAAAAAUUAACGCACAUAAGUAAGAACCAAAGCUUGCUAUCCAAUUUGGGUGGGUUUCCAGCAAAAAUUAUAUAUAUUUUCCAAAAAACAUUGCGCUAAAACGCCCCGCUGUGUCAUGUGUUAAUUAAGCUGCUGACGCUUCACCCCGCUAACCAUUAUAUACCAGCGAACUUUUUAUUGCACUCCACGCAGCAGUCGUACAACCUUGGUAGGCGUGUCCGUUGCUUGCCAAAUUAUAACCUUCAAAGAAUUGCCCAAAGCAGCAAAAAAAAAUUUCAAUUCAGCAGCACUUUUGACGAAAUAUCUGGCCAUGUACCGCCGUGGAGGCCUGCAAAUAUACAAAAAAGCCACACAAACACACGCGUAGACAGUCAUAACGGUGAAGACAGCAUAUGAAGUCCGCUAUACGUAUGCGUGCGUGUGUAGCUGCAGCGGAAAAAAUCGAUAUAACAUCAACAAUAAACAACGGUAAUGCUGCUGCUGGCCCAUAAACAUACCUAAGUAACACAAAGGCGAACGCACACACUCACACACACAUAAGCGCGCUAAACAAUAGUGCGUUAGUGUGCGCUGUGUGGCAUGCCUCUGCAGUCGCAUAUUUGCAUAUACGCGUUUGCUAUCGCAUUCCGCCACCAACUCUUGCCACGCCGCCAGCCGCCGACGCCGCAAUUUUAUGCCGAUAACGUAAUACACACGACACUCACAGCAGUUGGUCGACGAGCGUUUACCAUAUGGAUAUGUGCAGCUGACCAAAAAUGUUGUGCAAUUUGUGCUAACGUUUUAAAUAUUUAAUUAAAAUUACUUAGCAAAAAAGCAAUUCAAAAUAGAAAAAUAUAUAAACACGUGCGCGUAUUUACAACACAGAAAAAAUAAAAUAAUACAUAUAAAAAAAUUGUCCAUUUUAACUGCUUAACGCAUAAUUGUAGCAAAGAAAAAAUUAAUAACAGCAACAACAACAAAAAAGUUUUAUAAAAAAAAACAACAAAAAACGCAUGCAUUUAUGCAGCACAAGGUCGCACACCAGCUUACUACCGCGCGCCUACACGGCGUAUGAGCAAUUAAUUAAGUGCAGCGCCUGGUGUGAAUGCUGAACAACAAGCAUAACAACAACAACAGCAGCAGCAAAAAGAUGGUGGACCUGAAUACCUGUCCGCCUACGCCGCCGGGUGGCGAACGCUCGAAAAUCAAAAGCUUUAUGGGCCGCACUCCCGGCAUUGGUAUAUUGAAGUCGAAAUUUCUAACGGUGCUUGGGAAUAGCAAUGAGCUGCUUAACGGUAUUUCGAAUAAGCUUACGCUUAGCAUUAGCUCCAGCGAAUCGGAGUAUUGUGAUGAUGACGAGGAGGUUCCUACAUUUGACGAGACCAUUGACUAUACGAAAAUAGAUUAUGAGUUUCGACGCAUUAAGGCGCGACGGGCACAUGAAGAGAUCAUAUCAGGACGGUUUCGAUAUCCCAACUUAGCACCUAGACCUCGCUUGGAGGCUGCCCGCGCCAGUGCACGUGACAAAAACAAGCGUUCCGAUUCCAGUUCCUCAACUUCCAGCUCCACAUCGUCUUCAUACUCACCGCCUGUCAAUCGUUCGCAUGUUAGCAGCACUACACGCUCGAAUUCCAUCGAGUCACGUCAUUCCGGUGGUUAUGGGCGACCCGGACGCGCCAUACCCGGCGCAAGGCGCAGUGAACUCGACAUACAAAGAGAUUUAUCACGCAUUACCGAUUUGUUGAGCGUAAAUGCCAGCGCACCGCAAAUCGAUGUGCAACCACCCUCGGAUCGUGAAUGCGGCAAUUCCACUGAACAGCGCAACCAUCCCACUCACCUGCAUAUGGAUAUACCAGCUAUGACACAAUCGGGCACCAGUAUGGCGGUGCCGCCACGCAGUCGCAACUCGAAUAGCAGCACUGUGACCAGUUUGCGUGACGAUCCCGAUGUACAAGCGAGUCCAAGCAUUGAAUCUACCGAUUGGCGUAAUUUUAUACGUUCGGAGUCACAAAAUUCAGUACCGUCAUGGGCAUCAUCCAUCAGUUUGGACUGCCGCGCUGGCGAGGAACCGAUCAAGGAGUUUAUGAAACGUUUCAUAGAAGUGCUUUUCACGAAUGCCUCGGCGAUUGGACUGGAAUUGAAGGCAGAGUUUGGCGCAUUGGCACGUAUCGAUGCGGGACGACAGUGGUUUACACGUUUCUUGCUCGAGCAGAAAGCCAAAUCAAAGCGUGUAGAUGAGGUGACCUUCCAUUCGCUGGUACAAUAUUUUGCCAUCGUCUUAUUUGAGUGCGGUGAGAGUGAAGACUAUGCGCCGGCAGCGUUAAUCAUGAAUACUUGCUUUAUGUUCUACAAUGAAAUUGAAGUUCCUGGCUGUGAACCGUAUCGCCAGUAUCUUUACAUUUUCAUGCGUCAGCAACCGAUAUGGUAUAGUCAACGUUUUUGGGGUGCCGCAUUCUUCGAAGCUGUGCAAAGUGAACGUGACCAUCGUUUGGCGAUGCGUAAGCGGCGCGCCGAAAGGAAGCAGCGCAACAAAGCGCAGUUCACAACAAAGAUAGCGGUUGAGUCGAGUAUGCAUGAGAAUUCGCCAGCUGAGGUAACGAAUGAGAACGCGUUGUUAACGGAUGCACCGAUUGAUGGGGAAAUCGCUUCCACGUCCAGUUCCUCACAUCAUGGUAAUAUUGUGGCCUUAAAGGUGCAGUCGACGAAGAAAUCCGCUUCACAGACCAGUGCCGAAGACACGUCCGCAGUUGGUGGUGCUGGUGCUUCGGCCGAGUCGACAGCUUUGAUGGGUGCGUCGAGCGCUGCAGCAGCCGCUGAUAAGCAGCACGCACAUCUCGAUCCGCAUUCCAUCGAGAAUAUUGUGUUUCGACAACUGGGGGCCUUUACUUGUAAUAUGCACUCAUUGGGCCUACCUCAAGAUAUGUGCCUAGAAUUUUUGAAGAAACAAUCGGCAACGGCAAGCCAUACUUUAUCAAAGGAGAAAACCAAACUCAUCAAGGAUAACAUAUUGCGCAUGUACCAUGAAACCGAUUCAUGGGGCGCGAAAGUGUCCUGAGUUGUUUUUACCGUUAACCAUAGUAUAUUAACUCCAACUUUCCAGUAGUUAGUUAAAUUCUAUUAAAAUUAAUAUUAAUUAUAUUUGUAACGGAAAUAUUAGUAAAAGAAAACGUUAAAAUUAAUAUAUACUGUUAACUUAUAACAUAAUUAUAUAUGUACAUAUAUGCAUUAGGGGUAUCCUUUUUUGUUUAUUAAUCAUGUUCGUGUAGAGAAAAUUGCAUUUUCGAAGAAUUUGCAAAUAAUUGCUCUAUGGAAAAAUGUAAACCUAAGGAAACAUGUCCAUUAGGGGUGUCCUUAUUUGUAUAUAAUUCAUAUUUGAGCAUGAAAAAUUACAAUUUCUAAAAUUUUGUUACUAAUUGGUCUAAAGAAAAAUGCAACAAUAAUGAUAUUCGUAGAUUAGGGGUGUCCUAUUUUGUAUAAGUUCCAUAUCUGUGCAUAAAAAAUGCAUUUCCGAAAAUUUGCUUACUGAGUGCUCUAAGAAAAAUGUAAAAAUAAUGAUGUAUGUACAUUAAGUGUGUCCUUAUUUGUAUACUUUUCAUAUUUGAGCAUAAAAAUGGUAUUUUUGAAGAAUUUACUAUUAAUUGUUUCAAGAAAAACUAAUAAGGAUACAUGUACAUUAGGUGUGUCCUUAUUUAUAAAUAUUUCAUAUUUAAGCAUUUAAAAACGCAGAUAAAUAAGGAUAUUUAUACAUUAGGUGUGUUCUUAAUUGCAUUAAUUUCAUAUUUGAGCAUAAAAAAUUGCAUUUUCGAAAAUCUGCUCACAAAUGGACUUAGAAAAAAACAAAGAACUUCGAAAAUAACUUUUUAAGGAAUCAAAAUCAGUUUUUAAGCAUUUAUGCGUAUACAGGGUGGUCCAACUAACAAAAGGUUUCGUUUUUAAUUAAGCUCGCUGCAAUUUGCCUACUUAUACGCGUAAUUGUGAGUACGUUAUAAGUGAGGAUAGCCCUAAUGUUCAUAUAUACAUAUGUAUAUAAAUAUAUAAAUAUUUAUAUAUUAGGUAACUUUUUAAUAAUUCGUGUAAGCAUAAUUCAAGUAAGCAAGGCAUGUGGUUGAUAACACUGUACUUUUUUUUAAAUAUGCAUUAGGGUGUGGUAUUUUUUUUAAGAAAAUUUAAUUUACUAAUGAUAAUGACUGUCAAUAUUGAACACAGAAAAGCAAGCUUAUAACUUAAGAAAGUGGCACCCUAAUGCACUUAGGUACAUAUAUAUAAGCUUAUAUGAGAUAAUGAAAUGAAUGAAUAUCAAAGCAUAUAAUAUUAUAAACAAUUUGCAAUAUCAAAAGAAAUUGUGAUAUGGAAAGUUGAAAUGAGAGAGAGAGAGAGAGAGAGAAAAUUUUCGCAGAGAAAGCGUUUAUAUAAAAACUUGUCCGCAAAUAAUAGUAUUACUUACAUGAUUAUUAUCGGAAUACUAAAGCAAAUAUGUUUAGAGCAUAUCGGGGUAUAUGAUUUUGAAUUCUAACAUCAUUAGAACCUUGCCUAUAAUUUCAUUUAAGAUUCAAUAACAUAUCCAUGUCUUCUUGAUUGAGCAAUAUAUUUUCCAUAGAUGCAUUUGAGAUUAAAUAACAGAUUCAAAAUUUCUCGAGAAUUUUUAAAGCUAAAAUUUAUCUUUAUACUUAGACUUGCCAUAAGUUCUGUUAUAAGUUUAGAUCGUUAUAAAAAUGUCACCGUAAUAGUUUUGAUAACAAAGUUAUUUUUAGUUACCAUCGCAUAUAAUGUACAAAAUUUAUUUAUAAUGGUCACUUCUUGCUUAAACACAAGCUCCAAAAGGUUUGGUCUUUGAUUAAUAACAUCACGUACAAUUUAUAUUUGUAUUAACAAUUUUUUGAAAUUCUCCAAACAACUCUGACUGCAAGCUGUAAUUCAAUUGAUUCAAAUCUGGACUUCCAGACGGCUAAUUGUCUGCAAUUAUGAAGCGAGUAAUAUUGCUUUAAAGCCACUGAUGAGUGGAAGCCUUAUAUCUUAAAAGAUUCUCCAUCGGUCAGAAUAUUGUUUAACUGUUUUGCCAUGCCUUCUAAGACAUUGUGCUGAUACACUUUUAAUUCAUAUUUAAGACCUUUUUCACAGAAGUCCUUCACAGGGGACUCUCUUUCAAACAACAGCUGGAUGUUUCAGUGACCUCGUUGAAACCUUGGAAUAUAAGUUUUUGACUCUUUGAAAGCUUUUGCGAAUAUUGUGUAAUUUUGUUAAUUAAAAACUUUUUCGGCGCUGAAUUCUGUAAAUACAAGUAGAUGAUAGUGAGCGGGUGGCACUGGAAAUGUCACUUAUACUUAAGCCCAAUUCUCUUCAAGUGUGUUGCUUUCAUGUGAAGAUCAUCUCGAAUACGUCUUGAGAUUGAUCUAGUCGAUACACCAUAUUAAUUUCCUUUGAUACAAUUUUUUGAUUUCCUAUUUACUGGGCAUGCGUAGGUAAAAAGUUUUUAUGGCUGAAUGGGUUCGAACCAAGCGUGGACAAAAGUGCUGUAAACAAACAUUCCCGAAAUAUUAAUUCUUUUGAGUAGCUCAUAAAUUUCAUAUCCGCUUUCACCACACAUAUGUAUGUAUAUAUAGCCAUCAUCCCAAAACGAUUUUCUUCAGCUCCCUACUCCAUUGUUAUUGGGUUAUAAACAGUUAGAAGGCUGAAAAAAGUGAAUUUUUUAGAUUUUUGCUGAGAAAAAAUUUGUACACAUAUUAUGUUAUCUUUCAACUGCAUUUUAAGUAUUUGUAUUAUUAAAAUAUUUAUUUGAAAAGGAACUACAGCUGAACUCUGGGAGCUCCUCUCAAAAAAGACGUUUUGCGGAGAUCAGUAUACAUAUAAUAUCUCUGAACUGGAUCUUCUGCAAUUAAACAACCGAACAGAUUUCGUUAAAAUAAUGUUAAAUCUAGUAAAGCAAAGCGGUUUCUCAAAAAAAAAUCGAUUUGUG
Molecule: messenger RNA, 5981 nt
Organism: Bactrocera tryoni
Lineage: Eukaryota; Metazoa; Arthropoda; Insecta; Diptera; Tephritidae
Exons: 7
Coding region: 1134-3083 (649 amino acids)
Source: RefSeq, a predicted model, not a curated record